Messenger RNA from Rodentolepis nana, 2247 nucleotides. NCBI's taxonomy places the organism in Eukaryota, Metazoa, Platyhelminthes, Cestoda, Cyclophyllidea, Hymenolepididae. The record is from the annotation of a GenBank genome assembly.
AUGGAAAACCAAUUUUCCUGGGAUAAUCAACUACAUGCUUCUUCGGGAAACCUCGAUAACCCCAUGACCUUUUCAAAUGAAAAUCACUCUAACCAUCUUGAUUCCUCCACCUUUACCUGGAAUCAAGACAACCAUCCCUCUUGGAGUGUUUCAGAGUCUUAUCUUCCAAAGAGAAUAAAACUGGAAGAUCGAUUUAAUGGCAUUCAUGAGAAGACCAAUGAGAACAACUUUCAACCAUUCUACCUAACCUCAUGUUUUCAAAAUACAACUGAUCCAACCAAAGACUCGUGUGGAUUUUCAUAUCUCCCUCAUUCCUACCUGCCUUGCAAUGGUCAACAGCCCUCUGUGACUUCUGAAACAUUGGAGGAUGUCAAGCCCAAGCAAGCAGUGGAUCGAUUCUACGAGCAGAAUGUGUACCAGCCUCAAUUCAACUGCUAUAAUAACCAGGAAGGAGCGGGAUUUCUUGAAGGCAUGUUUAAUAAUUCAAAUGCUAGUCAAGAAGUGCCGUAUGAUACAUCUGGUCAAUAUGGGUUCGAUACAGCUUCGGGACAUUUCCUGACACCCGUUAGUUUUUUACCACAAAGCAAUCAGAGUGAGACAAUGUCUAUGGAUCCUCAAAGCCUGCCUGUAUGUCAAAAUUUAAAAUUAAAUCCGCAGCAUUCUCAUCAAGGUUACACUCACCAGCCGACUCAGCAUAUUGAACCCCAACCUCCACAACAGCACAGAAGUAUGGAAGAGACAGCUUCCAUGUCAUCAAACAGUUCCGUGACUGGUAAUGGCGCAAUAACAACAUCUGCUUACUUCUGGCAAUACAACGCUCAAUGCAAGGGUCCUAAAGCUGUUCGACUGAUAAAUGGAGGAGCGAAUUCCCCUCCUUCAACAUCCACGUCCCCUCCCAGCAGCUGUUACGAUGGCAACAGUAGUCUAGGAAUAAGUGGGGUAGGAAAUUGCUCAAUAGCCGCUCAUUCACUACCACAAUACCCUCUCGUAGUCUUCGAAGAUCCUGUUCAAAAACGCAAUGACCUUGUUCACUGCUCAAAGCUACGACGAGGGGACGGAAAUGACGUCACACCCAAUAUUCUUCGACUUAGAUCAAUGGGGGAUGAGUUGGACCGGCUUGCAGCGCAGAUCACUCGACAAGGCGAAAUCAUAAUGGCUGGCGGAAGCAGUGCAGGCAGUGUUAAUUCAGGGGGAACUGAUCUAAGCGGUCUCCUUCAAAGUAAUUCGGGGUACGAUAUGGAUUCAGUUGCUCCGCCAUCUUGGAGGGUUGAAGAGGCCAAAAGGGAGAAGAACAAACUCGCAAGCAAAAUUUGUCGACUAAAGAAGAAGGCGUUCCACGAGUCAAAUAAGAUCAAAUACACCGGACUUGGGCUGGAAUAUAAGGAACUCGCGAGUUUGAUUACGAGUUUAAAGAAAAUGUUCGCGCAACGAGUUAGCCCCUCACUUGCAAGAUUGCUUCAGCAGCCUCAGCAAGAUAAAACUUCGUCAAAUGGCUCAAGCGGUGAUGCUGAGAAGUCAACUUGUAUGGAUGUCGAACAGAAUGAUACUUUGUAUGCUCGUGCUAAGUGGCUGAUAUCAACAACACAUGUUACGUGUGUGGCUGGACGAAUGGACGCGUUUGUUGAAGAGGUUUUAAAUUUAGCCAAAGUAAAUCACGCAAAACAUCCAUUGAUUAAGCGACUUUCGAGUGGAUGUAACAACACGCCAGCUAUUAGUAGUACUCACAGGGAACUACCAACAUCACAAAGCGCACCGAAAUUUUCUCCUGUUGAAACACCAAUGAAUCACGUAACUCAAGAAACAACAGAACAUGCAUUCGCCUAUUCAACUCCAGGGAUGUAUGAUUACACUCAGCGUCCGGGAUUUCCAUCUGCUCUGGAUCUAUCAAGUAUGCUCCGCUCUGGGGUGGAAUAUCAUCAAUCUAAUUACGAUGGAAACAGACCAUCUGAAUGGGGAGAAUAUAAUACCUCAGGUGCUUAUAAUGAAUCAGCAGUGACAGAAGACCCAACAUACGAAGCAACUGCAUACUUGAACGCUUACCCUCAGCAAGUAGGACCAGUAACCUAUGCACCGCAAUUCUACGAUAAUACUAACCCUCAGACGAUGAAUGGAUAUCAGACUCUCCAGCAGAUACCAGGGAAAAUGACUGGUCAAGAGGUUUCUAAUCUCCCAGUUUCAACAGAUGUCUCAAAUACUGAUAGCGGCAUUGGCGUACUCUGUCCACAACGAUUGUCUCUAAUUACAUAA